UGGAGCGUGUAGCUCGACCGCUAAAAAUGGUAACAUGCUGCUGUUGCUGCUAUCUCUACUCCUAUACACGACUAGGCAAUUGAUUCCGAGCAUUUUCCCUCAACAAACGGCCGAUCAGACACGGCAGUGAUCAAGUUAAGCAGCUCAUUUCCACCGUCAACAGAAUCAGUACAAUUUUGAACUUCGCACAGGAUAGAUGUACAGAUGCUUACAACAUUUUGGAGCAGUCAAUGACUGCGAUUCAUUUGUUUCUUUCGUUGGCGAAACGUAUCUUUCAAACGGAAUAAUUUGAAAUGAAAAAUACGUUGACACUUAGCAAAUGGCUUAAAUCACAACAUUAUUGGCACAAAAUGAGAAAUUUUGUUGUUCGUUCAACUGGAAUGACUGUGUUGAUAGUCAAAGAUCGUUGUGAAACAAUCAAUUACUGCGGUAAAAUGAAUUACUGCGACGCCACAAAUAUUCAGCAAUUUAAGCAAUAAAAAAAAAGUUUUUGAUCAAAAAUUCGGCGGAAAAUCAGUUUUUUGACGUUUUUAACCGCGACCAACAAAAACGAAACAAGUGACAACAAACAAUUGAAAAGAAGAAAAAAAAGAAGCAACAAUGGAAUGUCAGUGUUUUAUUUAUUUAUUAAAAUUUUAAAUUCCAAGGAAAAUUCAUUCGAAGUGUUUUUUGUAUGCUGCCAAGCGAAUAGUUUGGACGAAAGUUCUAGUUUGCUGAUUCACUGCAUGAAAUGAAAGACGAGUAAAUUUCAAGUUCUCAUUUUGUGAUGAAAGUUUAAGUAAAUAUCAGCGAGAAUCUUCAGUGUAGAAACAAAGAAAACAAAAGUUUGCUCUCAACGGACUGAGAGCGAAAUCUGCACGAGAGAGAGAGAGAGCAACCCAACAUUUGGCAACAUUCGAUAGGAGAAAGUUGAUUGUUUUCGGUGUUUGCGUGUGCAUGUGUGCGUUUGAUUCUGCUCUUUGUUCAAGCGAGCGCUAUCAGUACAAUAGAGAUGGCGAACCACAGUCACCACCAAAUGAUGAUGAUGAUGCAUUCGACCACAAAUGAAUGGGCAGAGAUGCGGUCGGUCAUCACACAAUCACAGCAAUCACUGAUAGAGCUGGCCACCAAUUCCAUCAACACCGUCCCCGAUUCAUGGUCAAUGGAAUUUAAUGAUACGAAUGCUACGGUCGCCACGACAACAAUCAACACAGAGGAAGUAUCGUACAAAGGUUAUGUUUAUCGACCCGAAACAUAUAUCGUGCCCAUUAUAUUUGGCAUCAUUUUUCUGGCCGGUUUAAUGGGAAACGGGAUGCUGAUCGCCGUCUUCGUCAAACACCGUGCGAUGCGUAAUGUUCCCAACACGCACAUUUUGUCGCUGUCGAUAGCCGAUCUAAUGUUAAUAUUGACGGCCGUUCCCUUCGUGUCCGUCGUCUAUACGGUUGAGAGUUGGCCCUGGGGUACGGGUGUGUGUAUGAUAUCUGAAUUUAUGAAGGAUUUUUCGACAGGUGUAUCAGUAUUCACACUGGUAGCCAUGUCAUGUGACCGAUUUGUAGCAAUUGUGAAUCCACUGCGGCGAUUUCGAGGAACUGGUGUUACUGGCAAACGAACAACGCUUGCUACCGUUAUGAUAGCCGCAUUUAUAUGGAUGUUGGCCAUUCUGUGUGCUGCUCCAGCAUUGAUUGGAUCCAAUGUGAAGCAUGCAUAUGUCAACAAAAAUACAUCAUUUAAAUACUGUUAUCCAUUUCCGGAGGAAUUCGGAGAAGACUACGCCAAGGGUAUUGUCUUGGCCAAAUUUCUGGUUUAUUAUGCAAUCCCAUUAGUGAUUAUUGGACUAUUUUAUAUAAUGAUUGCCAUACAUUUGGCAUAUGGAGCCGGUGUUCCUGGUGAAAUGCAAGGUGCUAUGCGACAGGUGAAGGCACGAAGAAAAGUAGCUAUCACAGUUAUAACAUUCGUGGCAAUAUUCUGCAUUUGCUUCUUUCCACAACAUGCUUUCAUGCUUUGGUUCUAUUUCAAUAAAAAUUCGCACGCAGAAUACAAUGCCUUUUGGCAUGUUUUACGAAUCAUUGGAUUUUGUCUAUCGUUUGGAAAUAGUUGCGCCAAUCCAAUCGCAUUGUAUUUCGUGAGUGCUGCAUUUCGAAAACAUUUUAACAGGUUUUUGCUUUGCAAAGGUCCGCGUAAGCCAUUAAGGAAUCAUAUGUCGUUGACUUCGACAAUAUCGCGUCGCUACCCAUCGAAACGUUACUGUCAACAAAUGAUGCUGGGCAGUUCAAGGCAACUCCAAGAGACAACCAUCACAAUAUUCCCAAAUGGCAACAAUAACUAUGGAAUUGACCUGGAUAAGCCGACAGCUGAAUAAUCGGACCCAAGCCAGCCCCCGCAUACAAUUUGUGGUAUAGUUCAAUAUUUUCCGCCAAAUAAAUCAUGCAAAUAUGCAGACUGUAAACAUUCAUUGUUGUGAAAUAUUUAUACUUUAUACGAUGUGAUCAAGGAAUUUGAAUGCAAAGCUUUUGGAUUGGUUAAAUUUUAGAUAAGUCACAGAGUAUUUUUAUUUUUAUUCUUAUUUUCUCUUUGCACUUGUAGGCUCAAUUAUGUUAAUAUAAAACACAAACACACAGUUCCAUAGGCAAACGAGGCGCAUAAGUAAAAUUGGCAUUAGAGCUCAUUGAGCAUAAAGCAUUUUCUUUCAAAUGAGGGCAAUAGGCCUUUAAGAGACUGGCUGUAAUCCAAGGCUUAUGUAUUAGAAGAUCAAAUAAUAACGUACGCAGUGUACAGAUCAUACAUUGAGAAAACGACCGACAAACACGAAUAAGUGAGCAAUUCCAAUCUUAAGCCGUAAAAUUGACUAAAUUUCGGAUUUAGCUCAUUGCUAAUGUUUAAUCAUAUCAAAUUUUGCACCGGUUGAUUGACCGUAUAAUGAAAUGGCUUCCAUUUGGAAUAAAAAAAAAGAAAGAAAAAAAAGUAUUUGAUUCACAGACACACACCCACACACCCACACACCCACACUCAUACACACAGAAAGAAAAAAAUCAAGACCAAACUCAAUCCGUUCAUUGCGAAAUUCACCCUUUGAGACAGUAUUCGAAGACAAAUCACGAAAAAGGAGUAUAUAAUUUUUAAAUUGAUUCACAAAAUGAGACUUCAAAUGAAGCAUAAAAUGAAACAACAAUAAAAAUGAUUGGGAAUUAUUCCCGGAAGAAGGGUAAAAGAUACGGCUUAUUAAUGUUGUGCAACAUUGGCCGGUGACGUCAAAACAAUGUCCCUAUCAAUUUAACGUAAUCAUCUCAUCAACCUCUUUUUUUCGUUCAUGUUACAUUCUUAAUGUAACCGAUUCUUAUUUGUUCUCAUUUUCUUUAUUUGGUUCUUGUGGAAUCAAAAUGCCGACGGUCAUUUAUAUAACGGUUCGACUGGGCUUAUUUCUUUUGUAUAAAAAAAAACCAUAUAUUCAAAUUCAAACAUGUGGUAUAUUUACCAUAAACGUUAUGUCUAACAUUUGAAAAAAAAAAAAAAUUAUUGCAAAAGAAGUAAGGCAUAAGUUCAUUUACGUAUGUAUAUACAUGUAAUAUCAAUCGAUGAGGAAUUGUGCGUUUAUUAGACAGUUAAUUUCGAUUGAUUUGUCAAGUGGCUAAAUGAAUUGUGUUGAUUACGUGCGAAUUAUAUUAACGUGAUAAAUCGGUCCUUUAAUUAUGUCAACAACUGCUGAUAAAUCAACUGUGAUUGAUCAAGCGUCGAUUGAAUUAUAAACAUUGGAAAUCAGCAGAUUUGAGCAAUUUUUCCUUCAAAUAAUCGUCUGUAACCAUCACAGAGUGAUAGAUUAGCCUAGUUGAACAAUUGACCCAAUAUUUUCUUCGGAACAAUGCAUAUAUUAAAGAAUUCGGACGAAUUCAUAGAUGUAUACGAAAUACAAUUGAUAUUGAAAACCAGCAUUGAAUGGAUUUAUUUCACUUUCACUGCAUAUCAUUUAACGCUCAUGUCCGUCAAUUGGUGUCUAUAUUUGUGUGUGAACCAAUUUAUUAUAAAAGCGCAGUACUUAGUUUCCGUGUAAAACGGGAGUUGAAUGAAAAACGAGCAAAAAUUCGCAAAACUCACGACAAAGGCUUAUGAGAGGGAGAGAGAGAGAGAAAGCCUACAGGCUGUGUGCUGUGGCAUAGAUGACUUAAACAAUUUUCGGUUCUUUUUCAUAUAUACCAUUCACACCAGAGAAAUAAACAAGAUUAGAAAGCACAAUUUUCAUGGCGUAAAGAAACUUUGUUUUUUAGGUUUUUUUCCAUUGUUUAUUUAUAGUCAUUUCAAGUGUGUAAGUUUGAGAAAAUUUGUGGAAAACCAUCAACAUAAAAGACGGACUUUAUCCAACACUGGGAUCUUAUCUUCCAACUCCAAUGGGAUUGUUCAUUUUCAUAAAUCAUACUCGUAAACGUUAGGGCAUUAAAUUUAUUUUGCAUGUCAAAAACAUGCACGCGAAGCUCUCUUUGAGGUAAUGAAUUUUCUCCAAUAAUUACUUUCGGAAACGCAAUCAUAAAAAUAGAAUAAGACUCUGAUUUAAUUAGGGUAAAAGAAAGUUGAGGUGAUUGUGGUUUGUAAUUUCCCUUUUUGUAAAUUUAAUGUAAAUAAUUUUUCCCAAAUUUAAAUUAUGAUCCUUUGUUUCAUAGCGAACACCAUUUUGUUGAUUUAAUAGGAUGUGCUCCCAUAAAAUACACUUGCCCAGAGUGAUUAUUGAUUUGGAAUGAGCAUAGUGAUAAUUAGUUCGUAGCCUAAUUUCUAUUGUCGACUAUUAGUAAAUGUGAUUUAAUAAAAAAAAA
Messenger RNA from Sitodiplosis mosellana (orange wheat blossom midge), 4778 nucleotides. Its product is annotated as neuropeptide CCHamide-1 receptor-like. Gene Ontology annotation, cellular component: membrane. The transcript has 9 exons. Gene Ontology annotation, biological process: G protein-coupled receptor signaling pathway. The record is from RefSeq and is a predicted model, not a curated record. Gene Ontology annotation, molecular function: G protein-coupled receptor activity. NCBI's taxonomy places the organism in Eukaryota, Metazoa, Arthropoda, Insecta, Diptera, Cecidomyiidae. The coding region runs from base 992 to 2338 and encodes 448 amino acids.